Messenger RNA from Patiria miniata (bat star), 2665 nucleotides. RefSeq names its product 2-hydroxyacylsphingosine 1-beta-galactosyltransferase-like. The transcript is spliced from 6 exons. Bases 135 to 1793 code for a protein of 552 amino acids. NCBI's taxonomy places the organism in Eukaryota, Metazoa, Echinodermata, Asteroidea, Valvatida, Asterinidae. The record is from RefSeq and is a predicted model, not a curated record. Gene Ontology annotation, molecular function: UDP-glycosyltransferase activity.
CUUUACAAGUGUAAGGAGCCUGCACUUCCUUCGGCUUUCGUCCAGUUGGUGUACGGAUGAGCUGAACCACGCCAAGCUAGCUGCGGACGUUAGGAAUUUAGCUACAAAACGAAUAAUAUCAUCUGCAUGACGCAAUGACGAGUCCCGGCAUAACGAUUCACCAGCUAGUUAUUCUGCUAGUUAUAUUUUUACUCGGUGGACAAUGCGAGUCCACACUGACGGUCCAACAGACGCAACUGAAGCUUCUCUACUACACCGCCUCAGACGACGGCAGCCAUCACCUGCUCAACACCAAGGUCGCAGAGGCUCUCGUCAGGAAAGGACAUGACGUCACCUUCCUCCUUAGCGACAGCUGCACAAAAUGGCGAAACGUCAGUGGGGCUGAAAUGUUCAAGUUCGCCGUGCACCGGUCGCGGUACACGGUUGAGGAACGGGAGCAGAAUAUCCGAGAGAUCUCCCGUCUUGGUCUUACCGGAGAGCUGCGGGGAUUUGUCAAAACUUUUAUGUACUCUAUACGGCAGAGGUUUUUUUCAAACGCAAAGACUAACAAGUGGUUGUUCGAUUUCCACACGAACGAAUGCGACAGCCUUCUUGGGGACAACGCGACGAUCCGUGCACUGAGAAAGGAGAGCUUCGACCUGCUGAUCGGGGACGAAUUGUCCGAUUGCCAGCCGAUGCUAGCGGAGAUUCUGGGAAUCAAGUUUGUCCUAGUCGGCCAGUCCAUCAUUCCUACAAAAGGAAGCUGGUACGGCAUUCCAAACCACCCAGCCUACAUUCCCGAGCGCCAGGCCGGUCUAACAGACACGAUGAACCUGCCGCAGCGCAUCCUAAACACCUGUCGUUACGUCAUCAACGGUCUGGCAAGGCGAGCCGUGCUUUGGAAGUAUGAGGAUCUGCAGAGGAAGUACAACCUGAGCCCGGAGAAGCGGAUGCCGGAGAUGCUGGCCCAGGCUCAGCUCUGGCUGUUCUAUGGGGACUUUGGGCUGGAGUUCGCCCGACCCUUGCAGCCCAACACUGUGAUGCUUGCCUCACCUAUGCUUGGUCUCUCUUCCGACAAAAAGAUACCGAAAGACCAGCAGGAAUUCCUCGAUGCCGCUGAUGAGGGCGUCGUCCUGUUUACGCUCGGCAGUCACGUGAACGAGAUGGAAACUGCGCAGGCCCAGAUGUUUGCCAACGGAUUGGCCAAGCUGAAGCAGCGCGUCAUGUGGCAGUUCCCUGGCAGUCUGGCGCAUUUGCAUAUCGGGAACAACACGAAGGUUGUGCAGUGGAUGCUUCAACAGAAGAUACUGGAUCAUCGGAACACCAAGGCGCUGUUGAAUCACGGUGGCCGGUGCGGCAUGUACGAGGCGGCUUGGUACGGCCUACCCAUGGUCGGUAUACCCCUCUUCGGUGACCACUUCGACAACAUGGAGCGGGCAGUCGCUAAGGGGAUGGCUCUGCAGUUGGACAUCACCACGUUGACAGAAGACGCCCUCUACGACACGGUUACCCGCGUUAUUGAAGACCCAAGAUAUCGCGAGAGGACGCAACACAUCUCGCGCCUGCUCCGCGACGAUCCAGUCAUCCCGUCCGAGAAGGCAGCCCACUGGAUCGCCCACGUGGGCAAGUACGGCGGGGAACACUUGCGCCCUCGUGCGGCCGACCUCAGCUGGAUCCAGUACCACCUGCUGGACGUGUACGUCUCCCUGGCCGCCAUUUUGUUCGGCGUGCUUGGUGUAUUGCUACUAGGCUGCAAGGGGUUUAUGUGGUUGGCGUGUUGCAACUGCAGGCAACAGAAGAUAAAAGUUAACUAGAGGAAGUAUUUAAGGUAAAACGAUACAGAGCGCCUAUACUAAUGCACAAAAGGAUAUACUAAUUCCCAGAAGGAUAUAAUAAUUGUGAUGCGAUCAAGCUAUUCAUUCGUUGGGAUUUUCAUUUAGAGAUUCAGGCCAAAAUAGGGCCACUUCAUCACAUCAGUUCAUCGAAUCUUUUGUUGUUCCGACUUCCAUAAUUUUUGAACUACAUAUGGUACCAGCAUGCGGUUUUCACCGUAGUUAUGAUGAGAUUGUGCUCUUUUCAAAGCUGUAAAACAAAAUUGACCAGGGCGACAAACGACAAAUUUGGCUGGAUCGCAUCACAAUUGUCUGAUAAGCCGAUUUGGAGAUCAGCACACUUUUAAAUUCUAUUUGAAGUGAAGUAUGGGUAAUAUCUGGGUUUUUUUUUUAAAUUGUAUUAUUUAUCGUUUUGUUUUAGCAAAGUUUAGUAUUUUACAAAAAUAUUGAUUCAUGUAAAAAUGAUGGUAAUCAAAAAUCCAACAGUGAAGCUAUUCUUUUCUUAAUUAUAGCUUUUAAAUGAAUAACAACACAUAGCCUGCGAUUGCACGAAACUAAACGAACCUCCCAACUCUUAAUGAUAGAAAGCCAGUAAUUGAUAUUAAAAAAAGCAAUUAUUGUAUUUUAACUGCUAGUUAGUGUAUUACUGGUUUAGGCACUAAAUUAUCAUUGUAAAAAAAAAAUUCACUGUUAAAACAUUUUUUUUUUGGAUUUGAAUAAUCCAUAGACUAUAAUUUUGCUUUAUUAAUGUCGUUGAAAAAAAGGGAUAUUGGAAAGAAAAUUUGAUAUCUUGAUAAUUCUCAAUGCCGUGAUUGUGUGGAUGCCUCAUUUCCCGAGGUUGUGGGAAUCAUUGA